This is a messenger RNA of Sorghum bicolor (sorghum), 1822 nucleotides long. RefSeq names its product anthocyanidin 3-O-glucoside 6''-O-acyltransferase. The record is from RefSeq and is a predicted model, not a curated record. The transcript has a single exon. NCBI's taxonomy places the organism in Eukaryota, Viridiplantae, Streptophyta, Magnoliopsida, Poales, Poaceae. Bases 149 to 1588 code for a protein of 479 amino acids.
AUUGCCAAGAUAUAUAUAUAAUGGCGCGGCAGGGACAGGGAGGUCUCUCCAUCAUCCGAAUCUAGCUAGCUAGCUAGCUUGCUAGUAGCGCAGCAAGGAUAUAUAGGGAUAGGGACUGCAGGGCCGGCUACCGGCAACGGAGGCAGCAAUGGCAACGGAUCAGGCUGCCGGCGGACACGUCCAGCAGCAGCAGCUGUUCCGCGUCGUGGACACGGCCCAGGUGGCUCCUGCAGGUGGUGUUGACGUCGCACUAGUGCCGCCACGCUCCAUCCCGCUCACCUUCUUCGACGUCAAGUGGCUGCACCUCCCGCCCGUGGAGCGCGUCCUCCUGUACCGCCUCUCCCCGGACGCCGACGUCCCCGCCAUCCUCUCCCAUCUCAGGACCUCCCUCUCCCAGGCACUCGGCGCCUUCUACCCGAUGGCAGGACACGUCGUCAUGCCCACGCCCACGGAGCGCCGCCACCAGCUGUCGUACAGACCCGGCGACGCCGUCCCCUUCACCACCGCCGAGUACGACGUGGACAUCGACCACCUCAUCGCUGACGACGACUCCGCCCCCGUGCAGGUGGCCGCGCUCGCCCCGCUCGUGCCGCACCUGCCCAAGGGCCGAGCGGUGCUCGCCGUGCAGGCCACGCUGUUGCUCGGCGGCCGGGGCCUCGCGGUGGGAGUCACCGUCCACCACACCACCUGCGACGGAGCAGGAUCCACGCACUUCCUCCACACAUGGGCAGCAGCGGCGGCUGGAGCUGGACAUCGUCAGCUCCCACCACCACAGGCACAGCCCCCCGUGAUAGACCGGGAGCUCAUCCCGGACCCCAGGGGCCUCUACGACAUGUACCUCAGAAGCAUGCCCCCCGUGGUGUCCCAGGACGGCUUCGAGUUCGUGCUGGGCAAGUAUCAGGAUCCCGGCGAGGACAAGGCCCUGGCCACGUUCACGCUGUCCCAGCAGCUGCUGCAGAGCAUCAAGAGCGCGGUCGCCGACGAGGCGGCGCGGCGUGGCAUGGUGACGCCGCCGCGGUGCUCCUCGAUCCUCGCCACCUACGGCUUCAUCUGGUCCUGCUACAGCCAGGUCCGGCGAGCAAAGACGUCCAAGUCCAACAACACCAGCUACUUCCUCUUCUCCGUGGACCAGCGCUCUCGCCUGAAACCGCCCGUCCCUGACAAGUACUUUGGCAACUGCUGCUGCCCGGCCAUCGCGAGGGCGCCGACGGACGAGGUGGCGGCCGGGGGCAUGGUCGGGCUGUUCGCGGCGUGCGCGGCGGUGGCGGCGGCGGUGGAGGAGGAGGUGCGCGAGGGGGCGCAGGAGCGGUGGGACGCGUGCGUGGCGAGGGUCAAGGAGGCGGUGGCCAACGGGACGCUGUCCGUGGCCGGCUCCCCGAGGUUCCGCGUCUACGACCUCGACUUUGGGUUCGGCCCGCCGGCAAAGGUGGACAUGGUGUCCGUGGCCAAGACCGGCGCCAUCUCCGUGGCGGACGCGCGUCCAGGAGGAGGUGGCGGCGUCGAGGUCGGCAUCUCUCUGCCGGCGGCGACGGGGGACAUGGACCGCUUCCGACAGACCGUUGCACAAGGGAUGGCGUGGCUCCUUUAAUUUAAUUUCGAUCGGCUCCUCCAGUCUCUCUUCUUCUUCUUCUUCUUCUUCUUCUUCUUCUUCUUCUUCUUCAUGCAUUGUCAUUGUGAUUGUGAUUGUGAUUGUGAUUGUGUGUGCUCGUACUCGUACGUGUUGAAUAAUAAGCAAACUAGUCGAUCACAGCGAGUGAUGCUUAGCGUGUCGUUUGCCAUUUGUUUGUUGGAGUUAAUUGGAGCGAUGGACCCGGCAUGCACG